Trichoplusia ni (cabbage looper) is the source of this 5802-nucleotide messenger RNA. Its product is annotated as cilia- and flagella-associated protein 61-like. The record is from RefSeq and is a predicted model, not a curated record. Bases 446 to 4657 code for a protein of 1403 amino acids. The transcript has 32 exons. Lineage: Eukaryota; Metazoa; Arthropoda; Insecta; Lepidoptera; Noctuidae.
CGGUGCGGUGUCCGUCAACCCGUCUGUCAUCACGCUUUUUCUCAGGACCCAUGAUAGCUAGACAGUUGAAGUUUUCACAGUAAGUCAGUACAAUAUCUAAAUUGUACCCUUGUGUAGUCAUUAAUUAUACGGCAGACGUUACUACAACUAUAAGUAGAUAAUGAAAAGGAAAAAAACACUAAAAUAUUAAUAAACGUCGAGGUAAAGCAACGAUCGUUGGGGUCAUAACUUUGUUGGUAUCUUAUUUUUCUAAAAAAAUUGUAUAAACUAUUUGUACGGGCCCUUAGUGUCGCAAGUGCGACUCGCACUUGUCCGGUUUCUUACAAGACUUUUUUCUGAAAGAUUUGCCUUUUGACUUUAUUUUCUGUCAGAGGUUGUCAUUGUAAUAAUUAUUGAUUCUUAGGAAUUGUCUUUAUAUUUCAAUAAAGUCUUGUAAUAUUUGCCAAUGGCUACGCGUGUGGUUAAGCCUCCUCCUCUCGGUAAAAUACGUUUGGCGUCUCCCAAAGAUGCUCCGGAUAUACUAGUCUUGCUAAGUGAUUCGAUAUCUCUGAACUUCAGGGUCAAAUGUACAUUUGACAUCACAUAUCUCAUUGAAAAUUGUGUACUUGCGCUAUGUCAAUUGGACCCCCAAGGUGCGAUUAUCGGGUUCUUAGCGGCAAGAGAUUAUCCACUGGUGCCAGCUGUGCAUCCAUCAGCAUGGGAGGAAUACGUGUGGGCGAAAUACAAAGUUCCGGAAAUGAAUGCUAGAAAUACAUUGUUCUUACAUCUGUUAUGUUGGAACCCGGCGUACGGAAGAGAGACGGUCGAUAGCAUGCUCAAGUCUGUGUUUAUGAACGAUCAAUACCUUCUACACAUCGCUAUGAUCAAAUCAUUAAUGAGUCACUCGCAAUUAAUACCUGGUCAUGCUCGUUCGGAGGCAUCAUUUAGACGCGUGACGGCGGCAGAACGCGGUAUGAACAGUGACCAAUUGCCCGUACUCUGCAUCGCUGACCGAAGUGAGGUCUGCCCGCGUCUCAGGAUUAGAAGAGCUGUAGAAGAAGACAAUGACGACCUAGUGCCAAUUAUUGAACAACAUUCAGAUCGCUUGCGACAGAUGUACGGAGAGUUUUACAUAAGCGAAUUGAUAUCUAGGCAUCCUGAGUCUGAGCGGGUGUUACUGGUUUGUGAGCAUAGCGAGUUAGCAGUUGGAAUGAUGUGCCUAAACACACAGAUCAAUUAUCAAUCCUUAGAAGAAAGUUUUGUCUUAUCACCUUUUGGUGGAUUAAGGCAUUUACAGGGCUCGCAGCUGCCGAAGUUUCCGGCAAAAGAGGUUGAGUCCGCUUACAGCCUUUUGGCAGAACCGCAUUAUACGGAUUCAUUUUUUAAACAGCAGCAGGAUAUGAAAUCCAGGGUAACAUGGGUGUUUGAAGCUGAUGAAUUUAACGAGUUCCGAAGUGUAGGAGCAUCAACUUCUGCCAACCAAAAGAAGGUUGCUGAACCGUUUGAGAAAGAACUCCAUAAAGCUCAACUCGAAAUACUUGAACUUUUUGAUGACGAGGAAGAAGAGGCAUUUGAAUUUGACAUCGUUAAUAUCGAUAAUUUUCUUUUGAGAGUGCCUGAGAUGCUGACUUUGGAUACUGAAAGAGGACCGGCACACAACAUAAUGAAUAUAAUAAGCGGGAGGAAAGACUCUUCUAUUCCCGAGGGAGGAAGAAGAGAGAGAUCUAAGAGUAGUAGGAUGUCUGGAGGUGCAGGGGCAGCUUUCAAGAUGCCUGAACCUAUAAGAUAUUCAGGAACACCCAAUGCCUUUCUUCUAGAGCUUUUUGCUAUUCACCCAAAUUAUGACGAAAGGUAUGGCUAUGACAUGCUUGAAACGGCCUUCGAGAUGUUUCCUGACAGGGAUUAUUGCAUCAUGUGUCUCCCCUCGAAUCAUCCCCCUUUUCCACUUCUAGAGCAUUUCACGCUGGUGACACCGUUUGGAAGUAGCAUGAGAUACAUAAAUGAAACGUUGUACGUUGCACAUGUGAAUUCUGUGAAAGGAAAGCUGUCCGUCCGCCCGGGCGAGGCGGUUGACACGAUUGCUUUGAACGAUGUCCUGGAGCAUGCGCCCCGCAUUGAGACUUUACUUGCCUUAUUCAAAUCUACCCUGAAGUCCUAUACUCUUCAGUCCUUUAUAUUACUCAGCGAAAAUCAACCUAUAGGACUUAUUAUUAUCGGUCCAUUAGAAGAUGGUACAGCAAUACGAAUGCAGUAUGACUUGGAACCUGAAGCUCGUCGCACGGGCACGGACGGUACGAUAUUAGCCGGUGUGAUGUCGCCUGCGUUCCUGCCCCAUUCGCGCUGGUACAUGAGGGAGAUGCUACGACAUUCCAGAUAUUCCACUCUCUUCUGGAUUUGUAGGCUCUUUGCUAAAGGUGACGCGUGUCCGACCCGUAAUUUAAUGUCGUUAGCUGGUUACAUGUCUCCGGUGCAUCCACGACACACUGUACCUAAUAUUAGUGGAAAUAAAGAUUUGAACAAGAUAUUUGCAGAUUUAGCAAGCCCAUUUGCAUUAUGGGUUUUAGAGCGCCCUUUGACUAGUAUGCCCAAAGUUUUUGUGAACGUCAACAUAGUGGUGGUCGGAGCCAGUCGGACAGGACUUGCGUUUCUUGAAACGCUACUUAUGGGUCCAACAUCGCAGUAUCUAACGUUUUGUAACGUGACGCUGGUAUCGGAGCACGGACUGCCAACCGUGGUGGACUGCCUGAAGGCCGCAGACAUCUGUGUGCCGAGAGACGGACGCUACACCGACCGGUACAUCAAAAGCGUGCCUUUCUUCUACUACGUUGAUAUCAUAUCCGCUGUCAUGAUAAAGAUUGAUCGGAAGCGCAAAUGCAUCCAAUUCGGAGGUGGUGGCACAAAGUAUUACGACGAACUAGUAUUGACUUGUGGACAGCAGUUCCAACAUCCUGACUACUUGAAGGAAGCUUUGGGACUUGCUAAAGAAGUAGCAAAAGGUAAACCCUGCGAUCGAUUGCUAAUGGACAACCCUAAGAAUUCAAUGGACAGUGUACCUAUACCUCCCGAGACGCCAGAGAACGUCUUCCUAAUUAAUUCUCUUUUCGAAGCUAAUAUAUGUCUGAAAAAACUGUUGCGCAUGAUCAGUAAUCCUAAAGAAUACGGUGGACCAAUGAGCAAAGAGAACCGGGUGGUUGUAUACGGUGAUUGUGUCGAAGCAUACAGCAGCAUUGCAGCUCUGCUAGAACUUGGGAUUUCGGCUGAGAUGAUAGUUUUCGUGGAGCCAUUCCCCUCAAUCGAGGAGCCUGCUCCAUUAAGAGUCAACUGCUUUAAUGAUGAGAUGAUCGAUGAAAGAGUACAGGCGUCUGUUGAGAGGCUAGGUAUUCACACGAUACGCAAAUGCCAUCUAGCGGCGUGGCAUCAAGUUGGGAACCGAGUGGAAUCCCUGGACUUCAUGACACCACUCACUGCUAUAUCACUGAAGUCCUUUGCACUGUUCUAUUAUGGAAUUCAAGCUAUCAAUUUGCAUGCGUUCAAAGCAAUAAACGAGAGCGGAUUAGUUUACGAUGGUGGUUUAGUGGUUAGUCCUACGUUUGAGACGAACGAUCCAUGCAUAUACGGUGCGGGCACUUGCGUGAGAUACUCACGCAGGUUGUAUGCAACACGGCGUCUACAUCGGGAUUAUUGCUCUGAGGACAUUGGAGAAGCGCUAGCAACACUAUUCUUGCAAAAGAUGGAUCCAUUCGUGAUGGGUGACCCAGAGAGGCGUGCAGCAUCAGAUCUUCUACCGAGAUUCAGCUCAACCAGUUUAGGGUUCAGAAGCAGCUUAAACAACAUCUCUGUCAGUUCACGGCCUUCCACGACUUCGAUUUAUAGACGUUGGCAACCAGUGAUGAAGUUUGAGUCGCCAAUAGUUCAGUCGGCCACUUUACCUGGACCUUUGUAUUAUAUGAAGCUUAGGAAACCUGGUAAGGAGACCCCCAUGGCUGUGCAGCAGCUAUUGCCACGACAGGGACACACUCUCAUAACGGACAAGCGUGACAACCUCUUCAAGCUGCAGCUGAACGUCCGGCAUCAGGUGGACGCCGUCACCUGCCUUUCGCACAAGCCAUUCUCCACGGAGAUAUUGUCACAACUAUAUGGGAAACACGAGGCUUUCUUUGGCAAGCUCUACACUAGAUUCCAGAAGAAACAAAUCGAUGAUUUCUAUGACUUCUUCACUCGUCCUUGGAUGUCAGCGUUGUACCAGGAGACCUUCACAGAUCUCGUUGAUGAUAUUAACCAUCAAGAUAUUGGCACGAUUUAUGAUCUCGUAAAAUCCAAGUUUGCUUUGUUCGAUCAAGACGCGGGGGCAACAAAGUCGAACCCCCUCAUGAAAGUACCUUCAGAUGCCUUGAUCGACUCCAGUGCCAGUUAUAUGAAGGAGCCGAGACAAGUGGGGACAUUCCGUGAAGUGAUUGAAAGAUUCCUUGCCACGCAGAGCGGGAUCAAAUUUGAUGCACAACAUCCGACCGAUAUGCCAACGGAGUGUGGCCAAGGCCAGGCCAUACGCAAAGAAGCGUCUGAAUUCUGGAAGCAUGUCGAUGGCGAGAGGAUUGUGAUGGCACACUUAGCUCGCUACUUGGAAACGCACGCCGUCACCAAUCCGCACUUCGCUAUACCCAAACCAGAGUGUACUUAGGACUUAGGUGGGUACUGUUGAUAUGGUACAGAGGUACAAUUUUUCUAUGAUGUGUCUUGUUUUGGUGGUAAUUAUUUAUUUUCCUUUCUGACUUUAUUUGUCUUCUAUCUUCUAUACUUGUCUAUUGUGAGACUUAUGGUGUGUAUCAUUUAACGCGUUAUCUCCAUAAGGGUGCGACGUCACCGAUCUGCAUUUUAUGAUCGCUUCAAAUCGAACUGUACUUAGAACUUCGAUUGUUAUUGACGUGACGAGGAUUAGUGCAGUGAUCUUUACGAUUUGUCUUUUUGGUGUUUUGGCUGCUGUCUUUUCGUCUUAUGUGUCUCUUUUGAAUUGGGUUUAAGUAGAUUUCGAAGAAACAAAUAUCGAGAUGGGAAUGUUGUCAUCAAUCAUUAUUUCACAAUAACCUAACCUAAAUACAUUUAGGGCUUAGGUAAAUAAUGUAAUUGAAAAAGCGUUUCUGUACGAUGCAGAUGUGUAGAUUCUUCUUUUAGGGGAAAUUUAUUUUGCUUCUUCCUUUCUAUGUUACUUUUUCAGUCCUUUCCUAAUGUGACUCUUUUACUUGUACAAGUAGUGUGGAAACGAACAUUUAUUAUAUCUCGAUUGGAUUGCUGCUGACCAUUUGCAUUUCGAAAUAAACAAGCCUGAAUGUAUUUAGGAUCUCCUUGACGCACAGAGAUUCCACCUUAAUGCAUUGGUUUGCGCGUUAUAUUUUGAUUUCUCAUCCGCAUCAUGAAAUCUGAACGAGUUUUUCUCCUUGAUCAGAUGUAUGAUGAAGUCUCACUUUGUUGCCUUUAAUCCUGAUUGUACUAAGUACAUGAGAAUACGAUACGGUUGUAACCACAAACUUUAUGUCGAUCAGAAUAGAAUCGAAUAAGAUUUUAUAAAGAUUGCUCUUCCUUUUACUGUGUAACCUUCAUCAAUGAAUCUCAAACUUGAUAGCUUGGUAUUAUGAUAUUCGUGUUAUCUCAAAUGGUUUUCAAUUAAAUGGACUUGGGUUGGAUUGAUGAAUUUGGAUAGAAACUCUAUUUGCUAAAGCCAGUUUACAUUAUAUUAGUUUUUCGGAGAGUGAUCUAGAUAGUGCACCUAGAGAGCUAAGUUCUUUUGGCGUGUGAUCGUACUGAACAAGUAGCGUUUUAAAUUUUCUA